Clarias gariepinus (North African catfish) is the source of this 12032-nucleotide messenger RNA. It is a transcript of the gene grin2bb, whose product is annotated as glutamate receptor, ionotropic, N-methyl D-aspartate 2B, genome duplicate b. Gene Ontology annotation, biological process: synaptic transmission, glutamatergic; long-term synaptic potentiation; monoatomic ion transport. Lineage: Eukaryota; Metazoa; Chordata; Actinopteri; Siluriformes; Clariidae. The transcript is spliced from 16 exons. Gene Ontology annotation, cellular component: plasma membrane; NMDA selective glutamate receptor complex; postsynaptic density membrane. Gene Ontology annotation, molecular function: transmitter-gated monoatomic ion channel activity involved in regulation of postsynaptic membrane potential; NMDA glutamate receptor activity. The coding region runs from base 2841 to 8111 and encodes 1756 amino acids. The record is from RefSeq and is a predicted model, not a curated record.
UUCCGUGGCCCUUGAUUCUGAAUUUGCUCCGACUCCACUCCUCCAUCAGUCCCUCCUUCCCAUCUCCGGUCGGACCAUCCUUUUCUCCAUCCAUCCUGCCCCCCUCCAACAAAAAACUGGCAUUCACUGAAUGAAAGCUGGACAGAAUUCUUUAAAAAGAACUACAGCCUACCAUAUUCCUCUUCUUUUAGUUGUAUCAUCCCUUCUUUUUCCCCUCUUUUCCUUUUUUUCCUUCCCUUGGUCCUCCACUACCUGUCCUUUCACAUCACUUCUUUUUUUCGGGAUGCUUUAAAGUUCCUCUAGGUAGGUUUAAUUAACUUGUUUAGUGUCUGUCUGACCUGUUUGUCUGUGUGUGUACCUGUGUGUCUUCUAUUUUAUGUGUACACGAAACACACAUUGACACACACACGUACAUACACUUGCACAUGCACACACUAAACAAACAGGCAGAUGUGACCAGGAUCUCUGUGCUGGUCCUAUGCCAUUUCUCCAUCCCGUUUGCUUGCCCAUUUCCAAAGGUCUACCACUUUUUCUGUCAUCUGUUAAGUCAGGGGUCUUCAGUCCUGUCCCAUUCUGUCCCUCCUGAAAUACACAUAUAAAAGGUCACCCAAUAUUUAUUUUUUCCAUCUUUACAUUCAACUAUGUUGAACCUAAAUGGAUGACACCACACCCAUGAAGUAAAAGUGUUUGAUGUUGGUGCAAUGUGAAGCAGUUUGUUCAUUAAUUCAUCAGACCACUAUAAGCCAAACCAAGGCUUAACUGCUUAUUCAAUGGUACAGUCAUUUAUCAGUUAUUUUUGUCACCACUUACACUAAAUUGAGCACACAUUGUACUGUGUAAUGUUUGUGGUUUCUAAGUCUUGAUUCAGUUUCCAUGAUUAGUUUAUGGUUUACCAUCCCAUUGGAAUAUUUGAAAUCGGGAUGUCACGGUGUGCAAAAUGGAUGUGCUAAUUACACUUCUCAUUAGCACUAAAAUGUAGUUAACAGUCAGUAAUUUGGAUGUGAAAGUUACUGAAAUGUUAUCAGGCUUUUCUUUGCUUGGUGUGUUCUUCAUAAAGUAGGCAACUGUGUUUUCAAAAUCCACACUAGCAAAAGUCAUCAACAUUUACAUGUUAACAUAUUUACGAUGUCCUUAACACAGUCAAGCUAUUUUUAUCAUCACCUCAACCUCCCAUUUUAAUUUGAAAUUACCUGAAGUUUAUCUCUGGCCACUGGUUUUUAUUUUACACCUUCCUCCUCUUCCACUGCCUUUUGUUCCCAUGGAUUUAACCUGCCGCAUUAUAGAUCCCUAUUUAUUGAGUGUUUAAUUUUCAUGUGUCACUCCUCCAGCUUUAUUUUCUCUCCCUCCUACAUCUCGGCCCGUCUAUCACCUAAGGGACGAACUCGCACUUCUCUGGCCUCCGUCUCUCUUUCUCACCCUCGCUCCUCUCAAAAUUUCCCUUGUUCUCUCGCUUGCCUCAAAACUCCCCCUUCCCCCUUCCCCAACCCCUCAGCCACCAAAAAUCAGCUGACAUGCCAAAGCACUGCAUUCCCAGAUGGCAUGGGAACAAACCCAUUAGAGAAUUAAAGACAGCUUUCUGACUCAUUCACAAAUUCACUCAGUUGGAGAUUUCCAAGAAGUUAUAUCCUUUCAAAACUUUUUGCUGUUUUUGUGAACAUUUGUAGGUUUGUUAAACAUCUCAGUUUAAGGUCCUGCUUAGAUAACACAAGACUGAGAAACAUGCUUUUUUAUUUAUUGAAACUUAAAGGGAAAAUAUAGCUAUUGCAAUGGAAAAAUAAAUGGGAGUUUUAAAAUGCCAUUAAAUAAAUUAAAUGCAAUUUUCUUUGUAAUUAUUCCAAUGAACUGAAUGAUAAAAUUGUGGAGAUCCCUCUCUUCCAUUAAUUUCUUGCUUGUAGUCCCAUUUUCUCUCCAUUUUCUGGUUUUCAAUGAGUUUUGGCAGUGUUUUUCCCCUAUUUCAGACAUUAUUUUCAAACAUUACAAGUCAGUUGGAUUUACCCAAAUCCGAUUCUUGUUAAGUCUAUCAUCACAGCUCCUCCUUCCUACUUCACAUUUUUCAUGAAUUUCAAGGACAUCAUUGGAAAGCCCAUGAGGCUCUAUCGACAUGUCAGAGGAGAUCCUCUUGUGUUUCUUGUAUUUUCUCUGUCCCAUUUGUCCAUCAUCCAGAUAUCAGUGAGACACUGCAGAAAAGGUUGCAAUGUGAUGCAAUAAGGAGGCAGUGGAGGAUUCAGGUGGGGAUCUUCGAACAGAACCGACCAACAGCUGGAGACCUACAUCAGUGAAGAUCUAAAGAUUCUUUUUUUUCUCUCACAAUAGUAUCUUUUAAAGAUACAAAAAAAAGAAGCCAAAAGGACAAAACUCACUCAGCUGCUUACAAGCUUUCAUUUUUCACCUCUCUAGUAUUGACUCAUUUUUAUUAUCGUUAUUAUUAUUUUUUUUUGUAAGAAGACAAUGCCACCAGAGACAUAAGCCUCAGGAGUGCUAUCCAGGGCAUUUAGAUGCAUUUUUGUAAGUGUAUUUUUACUAAACAAGACUGACAUUUGCAGUUUAAUAUUUCAUUUUCAUCCUUUAUUGAUCUAAGUUAGGGAAGCAGUUGCAGUUUUUCUGGACUAUUUUCUUGAUUGAUCUUUGAACUUAAAUCAUCUGGUUCUACCUGGAUCUACAGUAAAGCCAAACCAGUCCGGGGACCAUCCAGAAUCUGUUUCUGUUGUUUUACACAAACCCUUGCUUCCUCUGUGGUCCCCUUUGUGCUGCCUUAUUCAUUUGUUAUCCCUCCAUCUGAGGCUAUGAGAGGAAGAGAGGAGACCCAGCUCAAACCAUCAUGCCAGAGUUGAGCAGAGAGAAUGGCAGUUGGGCUGGCAAUGUUCAAGGGACGGUGUCUUCACUUCACUGCCAUGCUUGUCAGCCUCGGCCUCUUUCCCUCCUUCCGCCGUACCCUCUCCUCGCCCUCCAUCCUCCCUUCACCUUCCAGGCAUCAUCUUUUCUCCUUAGUGCUCUUCCUGUCCCUGCUUCUCUUCCCAGCUUGCGAGUCGCGACGGGGCAGUGGGGGCAUGGCCGGGGGCGUGGCCACUGGCAACAUCAUUGGGCCGCCCCAUUACUCUCCACCAAAUCCGGUGGCAUCAGUGCCCAAGUUGGCACAGGGCCUUAGCAUUGCCGUAGUGCUUGUGGGCAACUCAAGUGAAAUGGUGCUGGCUGAGGGCCUGGAAAAGGAGGACUUCCUGCAUGUACCGCUGGCACCCAAGCUUGACCUGGUCACCAUGAAUGAAACAGACCCAAAGAGCAUUAUCACGCGCAUAUGUGCGCUAAUGUCCCGACACUGGCUCCAGGGUGUCGUGUUUGGUGAUGACACCGACCUUGAGGCUAUCGCUCAGAUACUUGACUUCAUCUCAGCGCAGACCCACAUCCCCAUCCUGGGAAUCCGUGGAGGCUCCUCCAUGAUCAUGGCUGCCAAGGAUGACAACUCCAUGUUCUUCCAGUUCGGGCCAUCUAUAGAGCAGCAGGCCUCCGUCAUGCUCAACAUCAUGGAGGAGUACGACUGGUACAUCUUCUCCAUCGUCACUACCUACUACCCGGGGUACCAGGACUUCGUCAACAGGAUUCGAAGUACCAUAGACAAUAGCUUUGUGGGCUGGGAACUGGAGGAGGUGUUGCUGCUCGAUAUGUCAUUGGACGAUGGCGACACUAAGAUCCAGAAUCAGAUGAAGAAGCUCCAGAGCCCAGUGAUACUGCUCUACUGCACUAAAGAAGAGGCCGCCACCAUUUUUGAGGUGGCGCAUUCCGUCGGCCUGACCGGUUACGGUUACACCUGGAUCGUACCAGCGCUGGUUGCGGGGGAUGCCGACAACGUACCCACUGUCUUUCCUACAGGUCUGAUCUCAGUGUCAUACGAUGAGUGGGACUAUGGACUGGAGGCACGUGUGCGUGAUGCCGUGGCAAUCAUUGCCAUGGCAACCUCCACCAUGAUGCUGGACAGAGGUCCCCACACACUGCUGAAGUCAGGUUGCCAUGGUGCGCCCGAAAAGAAAGGCCCGAAGGGGGGGAACCCCAACGAAGUUCUGAGAUACCUCAUGAACGUGACAUUUGAGGGACGCAAUCUCUCGUUCAGCGAGGAUGGCUACCAGAUGCACCCCAAGCUGGUUAUUAUUUUGCUGGAUAAGGAGAGACAGUGGGACAGGGUGGGAAAGUGGGAGAAUGGCUCGUUGACCAUGAAAUACCACGUGUGGCCACGCUUUGAGCUUUAUUCAGAUGCAGAAGAAAGGGAUGAUGACCACCUGUCUAUCGUUACACUAGAGGAGGCCCCGUUUGUCAUUGUGGAGGAUGUGGAUCCUCUCAGUGGUACCUGCAUGAGGAACACGGUUCCCUGCAGAAAACAGCUCAAAGCCCAAAACCAAACAGGAGAUUCAGGGAUCUAUAUUAAGCGCUGUUGCAAGGGCUUCUGCAUAGACAUCCUCAAAAAGAUCGCGAAAUCUGUGAAGUUCACUUACGACCUCUACCUAGUGACCAAUGGGAAACACGGCAAGAAGAUCAAUGGCACGUGGAACGGCAUGGUGGGCGAGGUGGUUUUGAAGAAUGCUCACAUGGCAGUGGGCUCCCUCACCAUCAACGAGGAGCGGUCAGAGGUCAUUGACUUCUCUGUCCCCUUCAUAGAGACGGGCAUUAGUGUCAUGGUCUCACGUAGCAAUGGCACCGUGUCUCCUUCUGCUUUUCUAGAGCCGUUCAGUGCUGAUGUGUGGGUGAUGAUGUUUGUGAUGCUGCUGAUCGUAUCUGCCGUGGCCGUCUUUGUCUUCGAAUAUUUCAGUCCAGUCGGCUAUAACCGCUGUCUGGCAGAUGGACGAGAGCCAGGUGGUCCCUCGUUUACAAUCGGAAAGGCCAUUUGGCUGCUCUGGGGUCUAGUCUUCAACAACUCUGUGCCUGUACAAAACCCCAAAGGCACCACUAGUAAGAUAAUGGUAUCAGUUUGGGCCUUCUUCGCUGUCAUCUUCCUAGCCAGUUACACUGCCAACCUGGCUGCUUUCAUGAUCCAAGAGGAGUACGUUGACCAGGUGUCUGGACUCAGCGAUAAGAAGUUUCAACGACCAAAUGACUUUUCUCCACCGUUCCGUUUUGGCACUGUUCCCAAUGGCAGCACAGAGAGGAACAUUAGGAACAACUACAAAGAGAUGCACAGCUACAUGACCAGCUUCCACCAGAAGAAUGUAAACGAGGCCCUCCAGAGCCUGAAAACAGGAAAACUGGAUGCAUUUAUCUAUGACGCUGCUGUGCUGAACUACAUGGCAGGCAGAGAUGAGGGCUGCAAGCUUGUGACUAUCGGGAGUGGUUAUAUUUUUGCUACCACAGGCUACGGCAUUGCUAUCCAGAAAGAUGCUGGUUGGAAGAGACCUGUGGACCUUGCCAUUCUGCAGUUGUUUGGAGAUGGUGAGAUGGAGGAGCUGGAGGCACUGUGGUUAACUGGGAUUUGUCACAACGAGAAGAACGAGGUGAUGAGCAGCCAGCUGGAUGUCGACAACAUGGCCGGCGUCUUCUACAUGCUGGGGGCUGCCAUGGCGCUGUCACUCAUCACCUUCAUAGCUGAGCAUCUGUUCUACUGGCAGCUACGCUUCUGCUUCAUGGGCGUGUGUUCGGGCAAGCCCGGUAUCACCUUUUCUAUUAGCAGGGGGAUCUACAGCUGCAUCCAUGGUGUCCAGAUUGAGGAGAACAAAUCGGGCCUCAACUCUCCGUCAGCCACCAUGAACAUGAACAUGAACAACACCCACUCUAACAUCCUUCGAUUGCUGCGUACAGCCAAAAAUAUGACCUCUGUGCCUGGGGUCAAUGGCUCUCCCCACAGUGCCCUGGACUAUGGCCAUCGUGAGUCAGCUGUCUAUGACAUCAGUGAGCAUCGACGCAGUCUGGCAGGCCACAGUGACUGCAAGCCUCCACCUCCAUAUCUGCCAGAAGAUAAUAUGUUCAGCGACUAUGUGAGUGAUGUGGAGAGGACUUUUGGGAACAUGCACCUGAAGGACAGUAACCUGUACCAGGAUCAUUACCUGCACCACCAUGGGGGCACGGGAUCCGGACUGGCUUUGGGUAUGUCGGGUCCCUUGCCUAACCGACCUCGUAGCUUAGGCAGUGCCAGCUCAUUGGAGGGAGGGAUGUACGAUUGUGACAGUCUAGGGGGAGGGGUAGCACCUAUUUUCACAACCCAGCCCCGCCAGUCACUGACACACAGGAACAGGGAAAAGUUUGACCUGAUUGCAGGCCACCCCACCCAGUCGAGCUUCAAGUCUGGCCUGCCUGAUAUAUAUGGGAAGUUUUCCUUCAAGGGAGGGGCGUCCAGUUCAGGGUUUAUCGCAGGACAUGAGAGGUACUGUGGGGGAGGGGGGGCGGGUUCAGGAGGGGACGACGGAAAUAUCCGUUCAGAUGUGUCAGAUAUUUCCACUCACACCGUAACCUAUGGAAACCUUGAGGGCAAUGCUAAACGACGCAAGCAGUACAGGGACAGCCUGAAAAAAAGGCCAGCUUCUGCCAAGUCACGCCGGGAGCAAGAUGAAAUUGAGCUGGGUUUCCGAAGGCGCACCCACCACACCAUCCACCACCACCACCACCAUCAUCCUGUUACACAAGGGCACCGUUCAGCUACCCCACCUGUGGAACGCAAGAGUCUAAGAGGGGCCAACUCUACGUACAUGUUCCAUGACAAAGAUAAUCUGAGGGACUUCUACAUUGACCAGUUCCGAUCCAAGGAAGGGGCAUCCCAGUGGGAGCACUUGGAUUUGAGUGAUGCUCCAGGAAUGGGUGGCGGAGGGGGUCUGGGUGGGGGCGGAUGUGGCGGCAUAGUCAGCAGUGGUGGUGGCGGGGGAGCGUGCACUAGUUUGGUUCCUGUGGACGAUUUCUUGAAAGGUAAAUCCAAGAAGACAGAGUGUAAGGGUGGAGUGGGAGGAUCUCCUGGGCAGCAGGGCCAUGCAUGCUGGGAAAAGAACAUUGGAGGGGUGGGAGGUUUGGCAGGAGGGGAUUGGGAAUGCCGUAAUUGCCAUAGUGGAGGCAGCAAGCCUGUUUGCAUGCAUGGGGGAGGAGGGGGUGUAGUGGGAUCAAGUGGAGGAGGUGGGGGUAGUGGACAAACCUCCAGUAGGCCAAGCUCAGCCACUUGCAAGCGAUGUGAUUCAUGCAAGAAGCCAGGCAACUUGUAUGACAUCAGUGAGGACAACCACCUCCUCCUGGAUCAGAUAGGGGGCAAGUUCGCCCCAGAAGGUGGAAAGGGAGGCGUUGGAGGUGGCGGGGCCCAAACCCAGGUGCAGAGGCGCAAGUUUGGCCCAGGGGGCAGGGUGUUGCGUAGGCAGCAUUCCUAUGACACAUUCGUAGACCUGCAGAAAGAAGGGGCGGGUAGGAUGGGAGGCUCUGGAGGGUUUGGAGGAGCAUCUAUGCUUCCUCAACCCCGGAGUGUGAGCCUGAAAGACAAAGAUCGCUACAUGGAAGGUGCAAGCCCAUAUGCCCAGAUGUUUGAGCGGUAUAUGGGAGAGGAACGGGAGUCGUUUUUUAGUGGUGGGGACCGGGGCAAGGGAGGUGGCUCAUCGUUUAGCUUGUUUCGUGGGGGUGAGGGAGGUUUGCACCGUCGCUCGGUAGGCGAAAGAGACACUAGGGACAGGGAUAGAGGCAUGAUGGGAGGAGGUAUGGGAGGUACCCGAGGGGUUGGGACUUACUCCUUGUCUAAAUCUCUCUACCCAGAUAAGGUGAACCAGAACCCAUUCAUCCCAACCUUCGGCGAUGACCAGUGCCUAUUACAUGGCGCCAAAUCGUACUACAUCAAAAAGCAACAGGCACAGCCACAGCAGCAGCAGCCACAACAGCAGCAACAGCUCCUCAACAACAACCGGGCAGACUUCCGCGGCUCCAUGGGGGUGACUUCUUAUUUGCCAGCCUCUGCUUCUGCUGGGGUUUUGUCCAACGUGGGACCCCGUUUUCCCAAGGAGCUAUGCCUCAGUGGGCCCCUCAGCAACCACCAUGGAGGGGCAGCAGGCAACAACAAGCUGCUGUCAGCAAGGGACGGGUUAGGGAUGGGACAAGCGCAGAGACCUUUCAAUGGCUCAAGUAAUGGACAUGUAUACGAGAAGCUCUCCAGCAUUGAGUCUGAUGUCUGAUGUUUAUGUGCGGUUAAGAGACAGAGGCAGAAAGAAAGAAGACGAAUGGAAAUUGAAAAACAAGGAGGCAGCAGACUAAAGUAAUGACCAACAGAUCAUGUCUACUUUGUAACUUCACUUUUAGAACCAAGAAAGCAAACAAGAGAAACUGAUCUAUGUUUGAUCCAGGUGGACGUAGCACUGUUGGAGCACUGUAAAUAGAGAGAGGGGACCUGUUUACCAGACAAAAGCUCAGACCAGAGAGUGACAACCUCAGUAUAUCCCUCUAUUUUAUCCUCUCUUCUUUUUAAUUAUCCGUUUUAUUUUUCUGCUCCUUAUACCAAAACACAAUGUCCGAUUAAGCUUAGGUACAGAGACCUGGUACAAUCGUGAAGAGAAAUCAGUUAUUGUCUAGAAACAACAGGGUACACCUUACAAUAAUUGUAUUGAUGAUGUUAACAAUAAUAUUAUUAGAUUACAAUGUUUAUGAUGUUCAGUUUGGGAUUGAUUUCUGUAUGUUAUAUGCUGUAAUAUCUUUUUACUCUGCUUACAAUUCUGUGUUAGCAUACUACUUUGCAGAGAAUUCUUAUUUCAUCAUGGGUUGUCAUUUGAUCCUAUUUGUCAACAGAGCUUGCAUUGUCUUACAUCACCAUGCCAUUUUGCCCUGAUCUGGAACUCCAGGACCGCCAGGGACAAUGCCAAGCUGGAAAAAAAAAUGUUUUCCUUUCAGCUUUAUUUACUAUUAAUUAUUCAUGUUUAUUUCAUUUAUUGAGUGCUGUAAUAUUAUAUGUAAAAGGCAUGAUUUGCAAAGUACUUCAGUUGUACUCGAGAUAUUGUGCUGAAGGACAAUUAUUAUGAUCUCUUUUUAUGGCUUUACAAUUUUUAUAAUGUUGCAUUAAUGUCAGUAGAGCGUUGGUUUAGAACACAGCACAUUACGUGCCUUAGCAGGAGUCCCAGAAUUCUAAUUAUACAGGUCAUGUUGCCAUGGCAACUUUCUGGUCACUGCACACAGAUUGGUAAUUGGAUGAGUAUCCAUGAUUCUGGAUCGUUACAGGUGAUAAAGACACCUGAAAAGGAAUUGCAAUGUCCAAUUUAGUGCAGAGACAUAACACAAUCUUAAAUUGUAUUAUUGUGUAGCACGGAUGUAAAUUCAGAAUUUUUGUUUUACAAAAUUCAUUUUGAAUUCAAUUUGCACAGCUCUCAGUGAAACUCGUUCUAUAGAAAAUAACUUAGUAUUUAGUGAAAUUAUUAGAUGGGAUGUCUUUUUUUUUUUUUUAUUGACCUGCAGGGUUAAGUUAUGAAAUAAUGAAAACGCGAACAUAAAUCGAUUAAUUAUUUUCCACACUUAGCCUGGAGGUGAAAUUUUCCCUUUCUUUUUGUUCUUUUUGGCCAAGAAUGAGACGGCUUUUACAGGAUAUUAUCAAAAAGCUUUGCCUUGGCAGCCACUUGUAUUUUAUAAGUGUAAAUAUUCUUUUUUCAGCAGUGUACAGUAAGAAUACGGGAAGAUUUAACUUUAGGAUGUGUUUCACUUACUAAAAUUUGAAGUAAAAUUAGAAUAUUUGCACAAUUCAACCUGGCCAAAAACAUAAAAAAAGAUAAAAAUUAUAAUAACACAAGUACAAAUGUUACUUAUGUCUUUACUCUCUCUACAUAUUUUAACAGACAGCAUCCUGGCUAGCUCUGCUUUAGCUUAAACAACAGUUAAAACAGUGCUGAUCUGUAAACAACACCCUUCAAUUUAGUUUUAUUCUAAAUCAAAUGUGUUGGAAUGGCACUUACUAAACAACUUAAAUGUUCUAGACUUAAUCAUUAUUGUAUAUUAACCCAAUCAAUCUUGGACAACCAGCAAUAGUCUAUAAGUAGUCAGGAUUACUGCGUAUAUAUACACACUUGAGGUAUUUUGUCUAGUAUUACAUGAAUUAGACAAAAAUUACACUUUGUUAAUGUUUUAACUAGAUUAACCAGUAAACCUGGCCAUUUAGUGGUAUAAUCGAUAGACGUGUCAUAUUUACAUCCCACCAGCCUACAUGUAACCUUUUCUGGUGGUCCCAGAAAUUCAAGUCUAUUUUUUUCUUUUACAUAUACCUAUAUAGCUCUAAAUAAGUUUGUUUUUCUGUGUGAAAUAUACAUCUUCUUUAUUCACAUUUUAUAAACAUACUCUCAGCCAAACGGAUCUCCAAUUCAAGCACAAUGUUUAUAUUAAUAAUUGCUGUGUAAAUAUCUAUUUUGUGGACUUGAAGAAAACACCACUUUAAAUGCCACAUUUCUUCAUUUUUUUGCUAAGUGUGUGAGAGUUUGUGAAACUGUGAGUACAUUGUGAGAGACAUGCAUGCAUCUUCCUUUCUAUUUUACAUUCCAGCUUUUAGAUUCUGUAUAAUUCCAAGACCACGUUUAGUGUUUUUCUUUUUUGUUAAAAAAAAAAAAAUGUGUCUUUUUUUUUUUUUGCUUAACCUAUACCAGUUAGUGUCACACAGAGUUCAAACUUAUAAUGGUCUGGUGUUCGACAGAAGGCAUUAUCCUCAGCUUGAACUUUUGAUUCAUGUGUGGGGUUCUAACUCGACAACAAGUUUAUCUUCAUUCUUGUGUUCAUAGGGCUAUUUUUUAAUGUAAGUGAUUGAAUUAAUCUAUCACUGCAAAAUAUACAUAUAUAUAUAUUUGCAUGUUCAACCCUUGGAAAAAUGUGUUUUUAUUUUGAACGUGGUCUUUUUUCUUAUUAAGGGUAUACUUUUUUUCUUCCGUCAAAUGUUUGUUUCUUAAAUGAUAUUUUGCAGGUUUGGUGUACAAUUAUGCAGUGUGGCCACUUCUUCUGGCACUCUAGAUGUUUUCUGUGGGAUGGUUUUGGUAGCACUGGACAGAGGAAAUCUGUGUGUGUGGGUGACAGUGGAAGAGAGAGUGUCUAUCAGAAAGGAAGUCACGCAGGCUAACUCAAAAGCUAUGGGGUUAGCAGUGCUAUGGAACAGUAAAUUGGCUGUUAAAAAUUUCUUAUUUUUGUGCGAAAUUGAGCUGGCAAGGAACUCGGUUCGCCUUUGCUCUUCCUCAAAACAGCUGCAGUUCUUCCUGUAACAUAGCCUAUAGUUUGGACUCGCACCAAUUCACUGGAGGCUCUGUGAUAGUGGAGCUGUUCACUGCAUGUAGGUGGAGAUUACAAGAGACAAUGGCAGGAUUGUACACAUGAGAGAGUGAAAGAUAGUAGCCUACAUUUCAUAUUUGCACUCUAUUAUAAUUUUUACUCAUGUAUAGGAUUCUUGGGGGUUGGCUGUUGCACAAAGAGGCUGCAACAUUGUUAUAGAGUGUAGGCUUAUCAGUUCUUGUUUCCCAUUGGCUCCUUAUUUCUCUCCUCUGCCAGUGUAUGUCACAGGUAUUUGUAGAAUACAUGUGCCUGAAUUCAUGCUUGAUUACCUCUGCGUGUGGGUAUGUGUGAGACGCAGCGCACAUGUGUUGAAGUUCUGCUGUAAAUAAAGAAGUCCCCUUUUUUUCCAUAAUUUUUAAUAUAUGGACAUAUGGAUACUAGGAUGGGAUCAUUUCCCAUACACUUUUGUUAGGAAGGUUUUAUAACCACCAUAGCAGUAUAACACGAUCACAUGACCAAGGGUAGACCCCAAAUUGAAAGGAUAAAACGUAUGCCUUUGUUGUCUUUCAUAUAAAUUGAUAUUUCUAAUUAUCUUUUUUCCUUGGUUUUUCCGACACUUAUUUUAAAUGUUAAUGACGAAUUACAAAUGUACAGAUUGUGUAAAUAUGACCAAAUGGUUUCUCUUAAUCCAUUUUUGUAUAGAGAGAGAUUACCUGUGUUUAAGAUUACAAUAAUAAUUUAACGGGAAAUUUCACAAUACUUAAGCUAUUGAGAGUACAGACACAGUAUGUGUGAAAUAUAAGUGCUAAGAUAUAUUCUUCUGUCUCUUUGUACAAAACAGUGUUGACAAUAAAUAAAAGGGAGAAAUCCCA